UGAGAUCAAACCCCUCACAUAUAAGAAGCCUGUGGCUGAUGGGGAGUAAAGCAACAGAUUCAGGAGUGAAGCAUCUUUCUUCUCUUCUGGAGGAUCCCAACUGUAAGCUAGAGAGACUAGAACUCGCUGGCUGCAAACUCACAGAGAAGUCCUGCGAACAUGUGGCCUCAGUUCUGCAGUCACCAAACUCCCUGAUAGAGCUGGACCUGAAGGAUAAUGAGCUGACAGAUUCUGGAGUUCAGCUUCUGUCUAAAGGACUAUCUAGUCCCCACUGCAAACUGCAGACAUUAAGGCUCUGCAAGUGUGGUUUCUCAAGUGAAGGAUAUGUUUGUCUUGCUCUGGCCCUGAUGUUAAACCCCUCCUGUGUGAAAGAGCUGGAUGUGAGCAACAAUCAUCCUGGAGAAUCAACACAGAAGCUGUUAUCUGCUACACUGAAGGAUCCUCACCGCAAAGUUGAAGCCCUUCAACUUGCUGGUUGUAAACUCACAGAUAAGUCCUGUGAGCUUGUGGCCUCAGUUCUACAGUCACCAAACUCCCUGUUAGAGCUGGACCUAAAGAACAACAACUUGGGAGAUUCUGGAGUUCAGCUUCUUUCUAAAGGACUGUCUAGUCCCCAGUGCAGACUGCAGGCAUUAAGCCUGCAGAACUGCAGCAUUGGAGAGGAAGGAUUCACAGCUCUUGCAUCAGCACUGAGAUCAAACCCCUCACACAUGAGAAAGCUGUGGCUGAUGGGGAGUAAAGCAACAGACUCAGGAGUGAAGCAUCUUUCUUCUCUUCUGGAGGAUCCCAACUGUAAACUGGAGUUCCUAGACCUGCAGAACUGCAACAUUGGAGAGGAAGGAUUCACAGCUCUUGCAUCAGCACUGAGAUCAAACCCCUCACACAUGAGAGAGCUGUGGCUGAAGGGGAGUAAAGCAACAGACUCAGGAGUGAAGCAUCUUUCUUCUUUUCUGGAGGAUCCCAACUGUAAACUGGAGAUAUUAGGCCUGAACAACUGCAGCAUUGGAGAGGAAGGCUUCACAGCUCUUGCAUCAGCACUGAGAUCAAACCCCUCACACAUGAGAAAGCUGUUACUGAGAGAGAGUAAAGCAACAGACUCAGGAGUGAAGCAUCUUUCUUCUCUUCUGGAGGAUCCCAACUGUAAACUGGAGAAUCUAGACCUGAACAACUGCAGCAUUGGAGAGGAAGGCUUCACAACUCUUGCAUCAGCACUGAGAUCAAACCCCUCACACAUGAGAGAGCUGCGGCUGGAGGGGAAUAAAGCAACAGACUCAGGAGUGAAGCAUCUUUCUUCUCUUCUGGAGGAUCCCAACUGUAAACUGAAGAUACUAAACCUGAACAGCUGCAGCAUUGGAGUGGAAGGUUUCACAGCUCUUGCAUCAGCACUGAGAUCAAACCCCUCACACAUGAGAGAGCUGUUUCUGAGAGGGAGUAAAGCAACAGACUCAGGAGUGAAGCAUCUGUCUUCUCUUCUGGAGGAUCCCAACUGUAAACUGGAAAAGCUAGACCUGACAAACUGCAGCAUUGGAGAGGAAGGUUUCACAGCUCUUGCAUCAGCACUGAGAUCAAACCCCUCACACAUGAGAGAGCUGUGGCUGGGAGGGAGUAAAGCAACAGACUCAGGAGUGAAGCAUCUUUCUUCUCUUCUGGAGGAUCCCAACUGUAAACUGGAGGAGCUAGACCUGCAGAACUGCAGCAUUGGAGAGGAAGGCUUCACAGCUCUUGUAUCAGCACUGAAAUCAAACCCCUCACACGUGAGAAAGUUGUGGCUGAUGGGGAGUAAAGCAACAGACUCAGGAGUGAAGCAUCUUUCUUCUCUUCUGGAGGAUCCCAACUGUAAACUGGAGACACUAGACCUGGUGAACUCCAGCAUUGUAGAGGAAGGCUUCACAGCUCUUGCAUCAGCACUGAGAUCAAACCCCUCACACAUGAGAGAGCUGUAUCUGGAGGGGAGUAAAUCAACAGACUCAGGAGUGAAGCAUCUUUCUUCUCUUCUGGAAGAUCCCAACUGUAAACUAGAGAAACUAGACCUGGAGAGCUGCAGUAUAACAGAUGAAGGGUUCAGAAUGUUAGCAUCAGCACUGAGAUCAACCCCAUCAGCCCUCAGAGAUCUCUGGCUGGGGAGGAAUCAGCCUGGACCCUCAGCACAGCAGCUGCUCUCUGAACUGAAGAAACAUCCAAACUGUAAACAUAUACAAAUACAUGGAGUUGAUGAAGUGUUUAAUCCAGAGCUGCCGAGUGUUUCACGUGGGUCUGAAGUCAUCAGGGAAGAUUCCUCAGAAAACACUGUUCUGGACCAAGAGGAUUUGGAUUCUGUGGACAAUCCUGACCGGAGGACAGAUGUGAGAGGACUGUCUGGAGAUAUGGCUGAGUUGGACAUUUCGGCUGGUGAAACUCAGUGUAUGUAUGACAGACGACCAAACUGCUGCAAAUCCUGUGAAGAUGUUGAAGACACUUCCCACUGGAUCCUGAUGGAACCCUCUGUUUCCAUGGAGACAGGAGUGCCAGUGUAUAAACACAGCUCUCCACCAGGAAGUUUUGAGUGCACAGUGUCUGGUUUGCGAUGGGUGUGUGCGGUUGAAGUCUCUCUACGGUAUCACUUAAGUGACCCCCAUGUAUACAGAGCAGAGCUUGCCAUGUUGCAGUAUGAACCAAUUGGUCCCUUGAUGGACAUCAAAGUGCUCUCAGGUGAACUGUUGGAGGCUCAUCUGCCCCAUUUUGCCUGUCUGGAAGGUUCAGAUUCCUCUCUUAGAGAGGCUGUGAGAGUUCUGCAUGGGGUCAACAGCAGUGUAACUCUAGAGAAAUGUGAACUGACCCGCUUCCAUGCAAAGCUCCUCAAGCCCUCCUUCUCACUGACAGAAGUCUUGAUGAAAUUCGGAAUCAAAAUAAAAGCCCACCUAGAGGUGCUAACUUACCGGACCAGGGUGACACCCCUGGUUCUCUUCACAUACGUUGUGCCGCGGGAUGCUUCCAUGAUUCAGGCAGUAGAAGAGGAUGUACGAGACGCACCAAAUGCUAAGAAGAUCAAAACACACCGACCAAACAUCCCUAUUCAGAUGAACACUGAGUUAAGCCUUAAUGCAUACCCCACUGAUGCGGAGAUAUCCCCAUCGGAGAUCACCCUUAAAUACAUGAGACCUCCAGAGUUUUUCAAGGUGGUUAUUGGAGACUUAGGAAACUUACAAAGUUUUUAUUUGGAGAUAAGGAGAGAGGGGGAAUCCGUAUGGAAUGCGAAAUUGAAUAGCUUUGAAUAUGGUGAGACUGGAGAAAUGGCACACAGUCGUGAAAUUCCCUCAGCAGCAUCCAGCCAUUCCCGAGAAGUGAUCCACAGAGAGACGUCUUCCACAAGCAGAGUUGCCGGGGGUGAUGAGGAAUAUGCUGAAGGGCCACGCAGUCAUGGAAUUCCCUCAGGAGCAUCCAGACGUGAUACUUUAAUGGCCGCCAUGUCAAACUAUGAUCGACUGUCCAUGAUUCGGUCUGAUCUUAUCAACAACACAUCGGGACCUCUACUCCGAGGUCUGUUGGAUAAACUUCAAGCUCCUCAGUAUGAUGUGAUAAGCAAGAGGGAGGCAGAAUACGUCCUGGAGAGGACCAAUGUGCUGCAGGACCAGGUGACCUCCCUCAUCGACAUGGUGCUGAAAAAGAGGGACAAAGCAUGUGGCGUCAUGCUCUCCUUGCUCAAAGAAUUAGACAGCUAUCUUUCUGAAGACCUUGGCCUGUAGGAAGAAGUCAAUAUUGUCAAUGGGGCAUUUGUGUGGUGCACUGGUUGGUGUGGACUAUAACAUUAAAAUAAAAAGUUGAAUGUCAUCUUCAUUAUACUCCAUUCUGUUAUAUUGUUCUUUAAUUCACUCUGAAUUCAUUCUGUAAUACCAACGGUUUCUGAAAUGUUACUUAACAGGUGUGCCCUGGCAUUUUUAUAUUUUUAAAUAUUGUAAACAAUGUGAUAGAGCUUUUCUGAAAGUGUUUGUGAUAUUUGAGGUGAGAACCACAUGUUUCCUUUGACUGUCCUUCAGUUUGUUGUAUAUGUGCCCCCUACAGGUGAGAGAGGAGUAGAAAUAGAAAUGUGAGGUUUGAGAAAUACUGAUUUGUGGUUUAAACUCUGAUUGAUCAUCAAUGCCUGAAAAACAAAUGUAAAAUAAUUGUAUUUUUUAUAUUGUAUUUUUUAUAUUGUAUUCUAUAUUAAAACAUCUUGAGUAAAUAUUGGCAA
This is a messenger RNA of Sardina pilchardus (European sardine), 4207 nucleotides long. RefSeq lists its product as uncharacterized. The transcript has 16 exons. The coding region runs from base 39 to 3722 and encodes 1227 amino acids. NCBI's taxonomy places the organism in Eukaryota, Metazoa, Chordata, Actinopteri, Clupeiformes, Clupeidae. The record is from RefSeq and is a predicted model, not a curated record. Gene Ontology annotation, biological process: regulation of apoptotic process. Gene Ontology annotation, cellular component: cytoplasm. Gene Ontology annotation, molecular function: protein binding.